UGAAUGAGAUGCCUUAGUCCCCGGAUAGAUGCCAGGAAGCCUACAUAUCAGCUGAGAAAGAAAACAAAUUUCCAGCGGUACCCGUAGACAGUAAUCAGAGUGCCUGUCAAGAGAGACUUGUGCGCCAUCCACGGAAUUCUCCUCUCCAAGUCAAAUCAGUCCAGCCAGGUGAGAAGGGCAAGGUCGUGGCUGUGGCAGGUGUGCAGGGCGGAGUUAAGCUUCAUGGUCAUCAGAGGCUGCAGCCAAUGGAAGAGGGACAAGCACAGGGGGAGGAGCCAGUGAGGCGGAGUCAGGGAGGAAGCAUAGGUGUGAUCGGCGGAGGAGUGGACCUCCUCUACAACCACGACCACGUGUCGCCGCCGGACAUGCCCAGCCCGGAUCAGAACCAGAACCGGUUGAUGGAGGACAGCGAGGAGGUGGAGCAAAGCCCGCGGGGGAGGAGGCGGCAGCUGAAGCAGGACUCCGUCAACAACAACGGCAGCUGUGAGGAAGAGGAAGAGGAAGCCGAGGAGGACGACAGCUCCAAAGUGGAGGAGGAUAAAGAGGUGGAGGUGGAGGAGGAGGAGGAGGAGGAGGAGGGGGAUAGUAUCAGCGGGGCCUUCUCAUCAGAUCUGGACAGCCGAAUCAGAGACUCCCCCUCUUAUAGUCCUACAGGUGUUGAGGACCUGGUGAGCAGCCCUGAGGAGUGUGUGCUGGGUGGUGUGGAGGACCAUGCGGAGGCGGACGCCCUGAGGGGGGGUUGGCUGCCCUGCUCUCCGCCCGCCGCCGCUGUGCUGGAGCUGGGGGAACACUGUGACCACGCCCUGCUGCCCCAGCGCCUACACCAGAUUGCUGAAGCCCUAGUCCUUGAAGAAGAUUAUGAGCGGGCUAUCCGCUUUAUUCAACUAGAGCGCCUCUACCACGAGAGACUGCUGGCCAACCUGGCUGCCCUGCAGGAACAGUGGGAGUGCAGGUGGAGGGGUGAUGGGGGGGCCCAGAGUCUAACUGUAGAGAGGACCCCCAUUGACCCUGAGCAGCUGGAGCAGCUGGAGCGCCUCUCUCAUAUCUGCAGGACACACAGACAGCCAGCGCUGAGAGCAGAGCAGAGUGAAGCAGUGGACAAAGUGCAGAAAAACAGCCUAAUCUGCCGGAGUCCGAGAGCGGAGGAGGAGAAGGAGGAGGAGGAGGAGGAGAAGAAGGAGAAGGAGAGAGAGGGCGCUGUGCUGCUCCCAUGUGACACAGGCAGCGUGGCUGAUUCAGCACGAGUGACGAUGGAGAAGAAGGAGAAAGACGCGCAGGAGACUUCCCCACAGCAUGACUCCACAGCUGCCAGUACCUCUCUCAGCCAGCAGGGGGCACCAGAGAGCAGCCAGUCCCACCCCGCCCCCGCCCCCGCCCCGCCCCCACUCCCUCCCCUCACCUUCCCAUAGAGACUCUCACUGGCUC
This is a messenger RNA of Clupea harengus (Atlantic herring), 1425 nucleotides long. It is a transcript of the gene cnsta, whose product is annotated as consortin-like. The transcript is spliced from 9 exons. Gene Ontology annotation, molecular function: connexin binding. Bases 246 to 1409 code for a protein of 387 amino acids. NCBI's taxonomy places the organism in Eukaryota, Metazoa, Chordata, Actinopteri, Clupeiformes, Clupeidae. The record is from RefSeq and is a predicted model, not a curated record. Gene Ontology annotation, cellular component: transport vesicle; plasma membrane; trans-Golgi network. Gene Ontology annotation, biological process: positive regulation of Golgi to plasma membrane protein transport.